CAGCUGCGUGCACGGCGGGGGCACGUCUCCGGACGGUUCCGCGCGCGCUGUUCCGCGUGCAGCUCCCCGAGCAGCGCGGGAAGCGGCCGAGCGCUUCGUUGUCGCCUCCGCCGCCGAGGUGGUGUAUCUCCUCGCGCGGGCGCCCCGAGCGCGGCGCCAUGGAGGUGGUGGAGGCCGCCGCCGCUCAGCUGCAAACUCUGAAAUUCGGUGGCGUCGGGGUUGACCAAGGUCUGGCUGUGCCGGCUCCGGACCCCGCUCCGGUCGCAGCACCGGGGGCGGACGAGGGGGCCCCGGACCUUGCGGGGGAGCAGCCGCCUCAGCUCGCCACGCCGUCGCUCCCGGAGCCGCAUCCCGGAGGGAGCAGCCUGGAGACGUCGGACUCCGACUCGGACUCCGACUCGGACAGUGAAACAGAUUCCGAUAGUUCAAGCUCCUCUUCUUCCUCAUCAUCAUCCUCAUCGUCUUCGUCCCGUAUAGCCCUCCCUGCAGUGCUGUCAGAUGGAGAAGAUGAUUUACUAGUUGAGAAGGAAAAUAAGAAUUUUCCUCUUAAAACAAAAGAUGAGUUACUUCUGAGUGAACUACCUACUGUUGAAGAACUCACUAUUGUUCUGCCUGAAGGUAUUGAAUUAAAGCCUCUUGGGAUGGUUUCAAGUAUUAUUGAACAAUUAGUAAUAAUUGAAUCUAUGACUAACGUACCUCCAGUUAAUGAGGAGACUGUAGUUUUUAAAAGUGAUCGACAGGCAGCAGGAAAGAUAUUUGAGAUAUUUGGCCCUGUUGCGCAUCCAUUUUAUGUGUUACGGUUUAAUUCUUCAGAGCACGUUGAGAAUAACAGUAUUAAAAUAAAGGACACUAUGUAUUUUGCUCCAUCAAUGAAAGACUUCACCCAGUAUAUAUUCACAGAAAAACUUAAACAGGAUAGGGGAUCAGAUGCAUCAUGGAAGAAUGAUCAAGAACCACCACCAGAGGCCUUAGAUUUCAGUGAUGAUGAAAAGGAAAAAGAAGCCAAACAGAGAAAAAAAUCUCAGAUUCAAGGCCGGAAAAAAUUCAGAUCUGAAUUUAAUGAACCAGGUGAAGAUUUUGCAGAAGUACAUCAGAAUUGGAAUGUUCAUAGCUCUGCUUCAGAGCCUUCAAAAGGAUAUCACAGCAGAGAAUUUACACGAGGGUUUUCCCGGGGCAGAUAUCCUCGGUCUUGUCCUGGCAGGCCCCCACCUCCGCAGUUUUAUAACUCAGAGCACAUGGUACCUCAGGAGACUUCAGGAUUUCCACCCCAGAGACAGGAUGGCCCUAUGAUGCCACAGUAUCCCUUCCCUCCUCCCGGGUUUGACAUGCAUAACUUCUCACUCCCUCCCCCUCCACCACCCCCACCACCUGCAUCUGCAAACAUGGGCUGGGCUGCCCCUGCUGUGGCGCCUCACCCGUUAAUUCCCCUACCGUACUCCCUCCCCCCACCUCCGCCCCCCCCACCUCUGCCUCCCCCCUCCUCUUCUGGAGAUAGUAAUGCUUCUCAUUUUGGUCCUUACUAUUAGGUGGAUGUAUGCAUUUCCUGAGAAAUGUGGACUUUAUAUAUAUAUAUAUACACACACACAUACACACACAUGCGUGCACAUGCGCGCGCGCACACACACACACACACACACAUAUAUAGAGGAAGGAUUUUUUUAAAAGAGAUUAUGUAGCUAGAUUUUUAAAACAUUGUAAAUUACUAAAUGGUUCCUUCAGUUGUAAGUUGAUAUAUAUUGUAACCUUUGUGAAAUUGUAUUCAUGAAAAUUUAACAUUAAACUUGGUGGGGGGAUCCAAUUAUGUGGUAUUAAAACUUUGAACACCACCUAGUUAAACAGUAUGUGUAGAUCUAAUAAUAAUAGAUCUGGAGCAACUUUCAUCAUGGAUUAAAACGUACUGAGCAUAUUGAUUAUGUUUUUGGUAUAUCUGAAAAUAAGAUGUUAAGUCCUAUUGAGAGUCUUUAAAAUAAACUAUUUUUAUAAACUUA
Orcinus orca (killer whale) is the source of this 1988-nucleotide messenger RNA. RefSeq names its product nuclear assembly factor 1 ribonucleoprotein (gene NAF1). The transcript has 8 exons. The record is from RefSeq and is a predicted model, not a curated record. The coding region runs from base 159 to 1526 and encodes 455 amino acids. NCBI's taxonomy places the organism in Eukaryota, Metazoa, Chordata, Mammalia, Artiodactyla, Delphinidae. Gene Ontology annotation, cellular component: sno(s)RNA-containing ribonucleoprotein complex. Gene Ontology annotation, molecular function: RNA binding. Gene Ontology annotation, biological process: box H/ACA snoRNP assembly; pseudouridine synthesis; ribosome biogenesis.